AGGACCACAAUCGUGGCGCGAAAGGACUUCUUAUGAUCCUCGCUGUAUAGUUCUUAUUGGGUCACGUAUCUUCCACCGGCUCAUGACGCUUACGUGGCGAGAAUCUAGAUAACGUGGUGUCAAGAUGAACGGCUGAGAUCUAACGGUUUAGGCAGAAGACCACUACGUCAUGCUUCCAACGCAAAAAAUAAAAUUAAUUUAGGGCAUAAACUGUUCAACCAUGGCAGCCUCUGAGUAUUAAAAGCGCCAUAGCAACACGCGGAAACGAUAUUUUCUUGUUGCAUGGUUUGGCUUCCGCCUUCUUGGCAACCAAACGUAACUCUGAAUUAUCUUUGUAAUCGCGUAACAGUUUUGAUGGCGGAUAUUUGUUACGGAGUAGUGAAAGAUGACGAGUCACCGUCGGGGUGCGAGCCUAGGCCGGCGCGGUGGCGGAGAAUGGGAGUCCAGCGGUUGCGGAUGUCUCCGGGGGUGGAUCUGAAGGCGCCGGAGGAAGACAGUAAGCGGAAGAAGCAGGAGAAGAGUGAAGGAUCGAGCAGUACGGCGGUGUUUUCCCAGAGCUCCGGCGAGGAUACGGACGAGAGCGUUCAAAAGGAAAUGGCGACGGAUGUAAGCGACGGAUCCCGCAAAUCUCCGGUUCCAUCUCCGAAAUACGGCGUCACAUCGGUGUGCGGUAGGAGAAGAGAUAUGGAGGAUGCGGUGGCGAUCCAUCAUUCGUUUUUCCCGGGAUAUUCCAAAUCGAGAUGGCACUACUUCGGAGUGUACGACGGCCAUGGCUGCUCCCAUGUGGCGUGGAGGUGUAGAGAGAGGCUUCACAAGCUGGUGCAGGAGGAGCUGCUUGAAUAUGGGAAGGAAGAGUGGAAUCGUACGAUGAAGCGUAGCUUCGCGCGCAUGGACAAGGAGGUUGUAUCGUGGAAGAAGACCGUUAAGGGCGCGAAUUGCAGGUGCGACCUUCAGGCGGCGGAAUGCGACGCCGUCGGAUCCACCGCCGUCGUCUCCGUCAUAACGCCGGAGAAGAUCAUCGUCGCUAACUGCGGCGACUCCAGGGCCGUUCUCUGCCGUAAAGGAAAACCCAUCGCUCUCUCCACCGAUCACAAGCCCGAUCGUCCGGACGAGCUAGACCGAAUCCAGGCCGCGGGGGGGCGAGUUAUCUACUGGGACGGCCCGAGAGUUCUCGGCGUGUUAGCGAUGUCACGAGCCAUAGGCGACAACUACUUGAAGCCCUACGUGAGUUGCGAGCCGGAGAUAACCAUAACGGACCGGACCGACGACGACGACUGUCUUAUACUAGCAAGCGACGGGUUAUGGGACGUGGUGUCGAACGAGACGGCCUGCGCGGUGGCGCACAUGUGUCUCAGCGGAAAGGCUCGAGGCGGAAGGCGCCGAUCAACGGAUGAAGAGGAGGAGGAGGAGGAGGAGAAGGAGAAGGUGGGGACAAGGCGGAAGAGGAAGGGGAGAAAGGGAGAGAUAUCGGACCAGGCAUGUACGGCGGCGUCCGUACUGCUGACGAAGCUAGCGUUGACGAGGAACAGCAACGACAACGUCAGCGUUGUCGUAAUCGAUCUCAGGAAGGGGACACGUUGAUGGACACUAAUUACUCUGGGACACUAUAAAAUUAGGGUUCUUUUAUUUGUCCUUGGGGUCUGUGGGUGUUCUGUCCGAGAAAUCCUUUAGACAAAAAAAAAAUUGUGAGAAAGAAGAGAAGAGAGGACUUAGACCCGGUAUGUAACCAAAGUGGUAAACCGGGGGAUGGUUAGUGUUCUUUCUCGACCUUUUAAAUUUUUUCAUGUAGAAUAUAUGCGAGGAAAUAAAACGAAAGAGAAGAAGAGAUGUGCCAUCACGGUUAAGAAAUGGUAGGUUUAUGGAAAAGAAUAUUUUGUAUAGUGGUAAACAGCCAUAGCUGCCUCUUCCCUUUGGAAGUUUUGGAUUAUAGUCCAAAUUUUCAAAAUUGCUACACAUACGAUCUCAGCUGUUCUUA
Molecule: messenger RNA, 1975 nt
Organism: Tarenaya hassleriana
Lineage: Eukaryota; Viridiplantae; Streptophyta; Magnoliopsida; Brassicales; Cleomaceae
Product: probable protein phosphatase 2C 24
Exons: 3
Coding region: 283-1581 (432 amino acids)
Biological process (GO): protein dephosphorylation
Cellular component (GO): cytosol; nucleus
Molecular function (GO): cation binding; protein serine/threonine phosphatase activity
Source: RefSeq, a predicted model, not a curated record